Eufriesea mexicana is the source of this 466-nucleotide messenger RNA. RefSeq names its product blocked early in transport 1 (gene Bet1). NCBI's taxonomy places the organism in Eukaryota, Metazoa, Arthropoda, Insecta, Hymenoptera, Apidae. The coding region runs from base 131 to 466 and encodes 111 amino acids. The transcript has 4 exons. The record is from RefSeq and is a predicted model, not a curated record.
GUUGACAUCUAAUGCUUCGUAUGUAUAAAACGUACGUUACCCGAUCAGUUCAUUGGCAAUUCUUUUUGCAUGAUCUAUUAUAAUCUUUGUCAUAAAAGUAGCUUAAUCAACCGCCAAAAUUGAGAAUAAAAUGCGAAGAACUCAUACAAAUUAUGCUUAUGAACCAUUGCCAACCACAAGCCAUGGGGGCUUGGAAGAUGAAAAUGAAAGAAUGACAGAACAUUUAAAAGAUAAAAUUCAUGCUUUGAAAUCCUUGUCGAUUGACAUUGGAAAUGAAGUACAAUAUCAAGAUAAAAUGCUUCGUGACAUGGAUGAAGAUUUUGAAAGAACAAGUGGUUCAUUAACAGGUUCAGUUGCACGUGUAUUACGUUUAUCCAAAGGAAGUCAUUCUUAUUACAUUUUAUAUUUAUUGUUAUUUUCCAUAGUUGUCUUUUUCAUAUUAUGGGUAACAUUGAAAUUUUUUUAA